Messenger RNA from Xylaria bambusicola, 1776 nucleotides. RefSeq lists its product as uncharacterized. The coding region runs from base 53 to 1096 and encodes 347 amino acids. Gene Ontology annotation, molecular function: protein kinase activity; ATP binding. The record is from RefSeq and is a predicted model, not a curated record. The transcript has a single exon. Lineage: Eukaryota; Fungi; Ascomycota; Sordariomycetes; Xylariales; Xylariaceae. Gene Ontology annotation, biological process: protein phosphorylation.
UUUUUUUUUUUUUUUUUUUUUUUUGGAGCCCCAGGUCAACGGUCAAACAAAGAUGCUCCCUCUGGACUGGCAAGCCGUGCAAUGGGACAGCGGAUGCGGGGAUGGCAUCUUUAUAACCAUCAUGCUACACGGCAAACGUUUUCGCGUAUCUCUACUUCCACCUUCCUCCCCCGAUACCAUGGAAGGGCUUCUCAUCUCAAGAUUCGACUCGAUCCCAUAUGAAGAUGAAGAACAAUCUUUCGCCAUUCAACGCGAAAUCGAGUUACUUGUCUACGAGGCUGGAGGAUCGAUCUGGACUCGGCUAGCUCCCCCCACUCUCGACGAGCCAGAGCCUUCGGAUUUGCACUCUCAUCUGUACCCGGAGACCUUCGCCUUCCGCUUCGUUACAAAGGAUGGGAAAUGGGAAUUGAUACCGGACCAAAUAGAAGGAGAACCCGACCACCACCAUCCUUCCGGUAACAGAAUUGUUAACGACAUAGGAUUGCCUCAAUAUUCUUCCAAAGACAUCCGUGUACUCGAAAUCAUCUCUGGGCAGGGGGAUAUCACCAAAGUUGCGGUAGGAGGAACAGAGAUGUGUUGUAAGAGCGGCGAUGAGGCUUUCUUCAAGGGCCUUGAACGCGAAUUCGACUGUCUUCGUACGGUCGCGAGAUCGCACCUCGCUCAUUCGAUUCAAGUACCCAAACUUCUUGGUCUAGUCACAUUGGCGGAGACGGGGGAGAUUAUUGGUAUUCUGGAAGAAUACAUUCCUACAGGGAAUCCAUAUACCCUGGGGAAUCUGGAGGACAAAGAGGGGUCAGAGCAUGAGGGAACGGAGGAUGAGGGAGUGGGGGUUGAGGCAAUAGAGGCUUCGCCGGAAAGAAGGAAGAAGUGGGGGGCUCAAGUCCAGGAGACGGUUGAUUUACUUCAUGAAAUCGGGGUUAUAUGGGGAGAUGGAAAGCCGCACAACGUGCUCAUACACAAGGAAACGGAUGAUGCAUGGGUUGUUGAUUUUGGGGGUGGUUAUACACAUAAUUGGGUCGACGAGGAGUUGAUGGAAUCUCGGCAAGGUGAUGAGCAGGCGGUUGGCAAGAUUCUCGAGUUCUUGGAAGCUCAAUGAGACUCAAUAUGGGGAAUGACAACCCUGUCGUACACGUGUGCCGCAAUGGUUCGUUAGGCUACGAUAUGGGAAUUAGGCCAGAUUAUCGGAAAGCCCUCUUCCACGAAAAGAUUCUGGGUGGGAGUCAUGGCUUUGUUAUGACCCUUGUGAAAUUGUAGAAGAAUGUGCAUGACAAGACAAUCUCGGCCCAUGCCCUCUGGAUCGGGGACAAUCCACCAGUCUAUGUCUUCCCAGCCGAGAACCUUCUGAGCAGAACCUACCUAUCCUUUUGUCAUUCCCACCCUAGACCCAGCAUUCCUUGUAUCGCGGUUAAACAUACUUUUGUCGAGAAAUCAAUGGGGUUAAUAGGGUCCGCGUUGUCUGUUGCAGCGUUGCCCGCUGUAUUAGCAGCAAACGACGUAAAUGCCCGCAGUCGCUUCGAAAAAAGGAUGCAGUUAGGAUUAGAUAUGUUUUCGAUUGCUCGUUAUCGAUAUUUGGCUUGGAUAAAGGGUCCGGUCGGUGGCUUGUGAGAUGUUUUCUAACGUUUGCGUUAGCCCGUUUCAUUGUCUUACACUGUUUAAUAUUUAUAAAGGCCUGCUAACACUUUAUAAAAUAUAACGUGGUUUAUAGGCGAGUCGCCCACUUUCCAUAAAACUUUACACCUUAAUCAUCAAUAACUUAACAACUAUUAAAGAUUCUAC